Bufo gargarizans (Asiatic toad) is the source of this 927-nucleotide messenger RNA. Its product is annotated as olfactory receptor 5V1-like. The coding region runs from base 1 to 927 and encodes 308 amino acids. The record is from RefSeq and is a predicted model, not a curated record. Gene Ontology annotation, molecular function: olfactory receptor activity; G protein-coupled receptor activity. Lineage: Eukaryota; Metazoa; Chordata; Amphibia; Anura; Bufonidae. The transcript has a single exon. Gene Ontology annotation, biological process: G protein-coupled receptor signaling pathway. Gene Ontology annotation, cellular component: membrane.
AUGGAAGUUUCCAAUAAAACAUCUCCAAGCAUCUUUAUUCUUCAAGGACUAUCCAAUGUCUACUAUCUUAAGGUUAUCUGCUUCAUUGUCUUUUUAAUGAUGUAUAUAAGCACAUUAUCAGGAAAUCUUCUACUCAUCAUUGUGGUGAGGAUUAACCCAACCUUACAGGCCCCCAUGUACUUCCUGCUGAGCCAUCUUUCUUGCAUUGACAUCUGCUUUUCUUCUACAAUUGUUCCAAAAAUUCUAGCCAACACUAUAGCCAAGGACAGAAGUAUUUCCCUUUUGGGAUGUGCAGCCCAUAUGUACUUCUCUUCAGCAUUGGCUGCAACAGAGUGCAUCAUUCUUUCCAUCAUGGCUUAUGAUAGAUUUGCUGCCAUUUGUAGACCAUUGCACUAUAGCUCAAUCAUGAACAAAACGUUGUGUAAUGUUUUAGUGUCUGGAUCAUCGACUGUUUGCUUCUCAAACUCUGCUAUUCAUGUGUUCCUCACCUUCCAACUGCCCUUCUGUAGAUCCCACCAAGUCAACCACUUUUUCUGUGAGAUGCCUCCAUUCUUUCUAUUGUCAUGCAAGGACACUUGGCUCAAUGAGAUCGCCAUGUACAUCUCAGCUGGGAUCAUAGCCAUGUGCUCUUUCUUCUUGACCCUAAUUUCUUAUAUCCACAUCAUAUCCACCAUCUUAAAAAUUCAUUCUUUGCAUGGGAGACAUAAAGCUUUCUCAACCUGUGCCUCACAUCUAACUGUGGUGGCUCUCUACUAUGGUACUAUCAUGUUUAUGUAUCUGCGUCCCAGAUCUACAUACUCACCAGAAACAGAUAAAAUAGUGUCCAUUCUCUAUACAACAGUGACUCCAAUGCUGAAUCCUAUCAUCUACAGUAUUAGGAAUGCAGAUGUCAAAGAAACCAUAAAAAAGAAACUACUUCGAAAGUGA